AUGGGACACUACGUCACGCUUGCCACUUGCAAUCUCAAUCAAUGGGCUCUUGACUUCGAGGGAAACAGAGACAGGAUCAUUGCCAGCAUCAUUGAAGCCAAAAAGCAAGGCGCAAAACUCAGAGUUGGCCCUGAACUUGAGGUUUGCGGGUACGGUUGUUUGGACCACUUUGACGAGAAUGACUUGUAUGAGCACAGUUGGGAUGUAUACGCCGAGAUCUUGUCAAACCCGGAAACGCAUGGAAUCUUGCUCGACAUAGGUAUUGCUAUAAUCCACAAGUCAAUAAAGUACAAUUGCCGCAUCAUCUCCUACAACGGCAAAAUUCUUCUCAUUAGACCAAAAUUGUUUCUCGCAAACAAUGGAAAUUACAGGGAGAUGAGGUACUUUACUCCUUGGAAUAGGCCAAAAUACUAUGAGGAGCACUAUCUUCCGCGCAGCAUUGCGAAAGCAACUGGCCAGUCGAAGGUCAUUUUUGGCGAUUGUGUGAUUGAGACUAUGGACACAAAGUUAGGCUGCGAGACCUGCGAAGAGCUAUUCACACCGCAAUCACCACACAUUGCAAUGAGCUUGGAUGGGGUUGAGAUAUUUACAAACUCCAGUGGGUCACACCACGAAUUGAGAAAGUUGGAUACCAGGUUGCAUUUAAUCACCAACGCAACGAAAAAAUGUGGUGGGGUGUACUUGUAUGCAAAUCAAAGAGGGUGCGAUGGUGACAGAUUAUACUACGAUGGAUGCGCAUGUAUUGUAGUGAACGGUCAGUUGCUAGCUCAGGCGUCACAAUUUUCACUAAACGAUGUCGAAGUCAUUAGUGCAACCAUAGAUCUCGAUGAUGUUCGCUCGUACAGAAAUCAGAAAUCAGCAGGAAUGCAAGCAGUGGACCAGGAGAAACCAUACAAAACCAUUUACGCUGACUUGGAGCUAUCGCCUAGUGAUUAUGUUUACGACCCCGACGUUGCACCCACUCGCCCACAAAAGAUCAAGUACCAUUCACCGGAGGAAGAGAUUGCGUACGGACCUGCUUGCUGGCUCUGGGACUACUUGAGAAGAUCAAAGUGUGGUGGCUAUUUCCUUCCAUUGAGUGGAGGAAUCGAUUCGUGCGCAACAGCAGUGAUUGUACAUCUGAUGUGUAGAUUGGCGGUGCAGUCAAACAACGAGCAAGUGUUGGCGGACGUUAGAAGUCUAACCCGCGAUGCCAACUUCACCCCAAAAACCCCACAGGAGUUGGCUAAAAAGAUAUUUUGCACCUCGUUCAUGGGAACGGAAAACUCAUCAAACGACACUAGAUCUAGAGCCAAAGACUUAGCUGAAAAAAUUGGAUCAUAUCAUGUGGACUUGAACAUGGACAAUCUUGUAUCAGCCGUUGUUUCGUUGUUUGAAGUUGCCACCGGUAAAAAACCGAUGUUUAAAAUAUUUGGCGGUUCACAAACGGAAAAUUUGGCGUUGCAAAAUAUACAAGCAAGGUUGCGUAUGGUGUUGAGUUAUUUGUUUGCGCAGUUGUUACCAUGGACCCGUGGACUCCCCGUGCCUGGGUUAUUGGUGUUGGGGAGCGCCAAUGUUGAUGAAUGCCUCCGUGGAUACUUGACUAAAUACGACUGCUCAUCUGCCGAUGUCAACCCCAUUGGAGGUAUCUCCAAAACGGACUUGAAGAGGUUCAUCUCCUGGGCUGAAAAAAGGUUUGAUUUGCCAAUCUUGCAUGACUUUAUCACUGCUACCCCUACUGCCGAACUAGAGCCAAUUACAAAGGAUUAUGUUCAAAGCGAUGAAGUCGACAUGGGAAUGACGUAUGACGAACUUUCACGAUUUGGUACAUUGAGAAAGGUCGACAAGUGUGGGCCAUUGGCCAUGUUCAUUAAGUUAUACCACGAAUGGUCUCAGCCACCGCACAACUUGACCGCCGAGCAAGUGGCAGAAAAGGUUAAAAGGUUCUGGUUCUUCUAUGCCGUUAACAGGCACAAGAUGACAACCAUGACUCCUGCUUACCACGCGGAACAGUAUUCGCCCGACGAUAACAGAUUUGACCUAAGGCCGUUCCUUAUCAAUCCAAGGUUCCCCUACGCAAGUAAAAAGAUUGAUGAGGUUGUUGAGCAGAUCAACAAGAGACGAGAAGAGGUUCAACGUAGCAAUGUUAGCGUGGAUUAA
Messenger RNA from Lodderomyces theae, 2139 nucleotides. RefSeq names its product glutamine-dependent NAD(+) synthetase. Bases 1 to 2139 code for a protein of 712 amino acids. Gene Ontology annotation, biological process: NAD+ biosynthetic process. The transcript has a single exon. Lineage: Eukaryota; Fungi; Ascomycota; Pichiomycetes; Serinales; Debaryomycetaceae. Gene Ontology annotation, molecular function: NAD+ synthase (glutamine-hydrolyzing) activity; ATP binding; glutaminase activity. Gene Ontology annotation, cellular component: cytoplasm. The record is from RefSeq and is a predicted model, not a curated record.